Messenger RNA from Toxorhynchites rutilus septentrionalis, 3399 nucleotides. RefSeq lists its product as uncharacterized. The coding region runs from base 1 to 2832 and encodes 943 amino acids. Lineage: Eukaryota; Metazoa; Arthropoda; Insecta; Diptera; Culicidae. Gene Ontology annotation, molecular function: nucleic acid binding. The record is from RefSeq and is a predicted model, not a curated record. The transcript is spliced from 9 exons.
AUGGAUAGCAAUGACGGCAUUUAUUCAAAAGUGUAUCACCUCAUGUUCUUGUAUACCGUGGGCGCGUGUCAGCUGUCAAAAUAUGUAACAAAUAAGAUUAUCAAGUGCGAGCAGAAAGAACGGGAAAUAAAACGGCAGUCCAACUCGGAUCUUGAUAAGUGUUCGUUUCAGUGCUCUUCGUUCCGAACAUUCAAGCUGGAUAAUUCAAUAGUAAAUCGAUACCUCAGCAUAGCCGACGACGAAUUCGUCUGGUCGGUCGAUCAGGAUAUCCGCGAGUUUGUCCAGAAGACGAACCAAAAAAGCGUGCUCAUCUUCCCUCCGGUCAACAACUAUAGGCGAUUCCUGAUCCACAAAGUGUGCGCGAGCCUCGCCGGAGAUCAUGAUCUGGUGACGUUCUCUAUUGGCGUUGGCAGCGAGCGGCGCACGGUGGUCUGCUAUCGCCAUCAGCUGCUGCGAGACGUCAAGGCGAUCUCAACGAAAAGCUUCGAAGAAACGACUGACAGUAUCCCGCAUCAUCUCAGCUGGCGGAGUACGACCGUUGGACCAGCGACGGUGGUUACAUCGAAUGCUGCCAGUGCGACCAGUUUUGCUGCACGAUGCAGUGAUGCCAACUGUGGAGUACCCUCAAACAUUUGUGCUGGUGAUAGUGCUAUAAGUGGUUCUAGUGGUGUCAGUGGGAGUUCCUCGAGCGGCAAGAAACGUGCAAAACGUGACUCGCUUGCUAGUGCCGUUUGUAGUAGUGGUAGUAGUGAUAGCAAAAUGGGUGCAGAAACAGUGGCCGUAAAUCAUCAUCAUCACCAUCAUCACCAUGCUUACUUUGGCGCGAGCAAUGAGUGUGGAUCGCUUAAAGCUCCGCCGUUAGCAUCUUCGCCUCCGUCGACGGUUGGAAAGUUCUCCCCGGUCGAGAUCUAUCGGCCACCCGCCGCUCGAAAAGCGCUAAAGCUCUCGGAAAGUGUUAUCCAGCUUGCACCCCCAGCAGCAAGUGAACAUCCCAACGAAUAUAAUCACCACCCCGACAGGAGGUUGGAACCUGUUGAAUCAUCGCCAAAGCCUUCUCGUGGUGACACUUGUGCCGGCAGCAUCCACAAUAACAUAAACAACAACGCGGGCAACGACAAGAGCAACAGCUGCAGGACUGGCGGCCAAGAUAGUGACAGUGCUAGAAACGAUAGUAGUAACACAUCAUCGAAAGUGGUGGUAGCUGGGAGCAAACUCGAUGCAACAGCACAAUUAUUAUCACUAACAGCAGACAACAACAAUAACAGUGAUCCGCCACAGCAGACACUUGCUUCUGCUGCUGCAGGAAAUCAAAACGACGCUAGAUCCACUCGUCCACCCCGGGAACGGCGACCGGACCGUGCAGUUUACAUUCCACGGGCUCGCCGAAGUCUAACAAUUCCACCGGUGACAGCACCGGAACAACAAGCUGCGACGACAACCUUCCCGACAGCUGCAUUUUCGCCGACGUCAACACAUCCCAUCAUCAUCCCUGGCUCGAUCAGUUCACCACCAAAACCGGCCAAGAAAGAACGUAUCCCCGUCAUCAGUUGUUGCCAAAUCACUAGUGGCGAGAAAGAUCGUAAACCACCUAAGGCGAAGGAAAAACCACUCCCGACUGCUACUACUACUACUACUAAUACUGCCGGUGCAACCGGUAACUCUGUGAUAGAUUGUCAACACUCGAAGCCUAACAGCGCCGACAACGGAUGCUCGCAUCCUUCGUUAACCGGGUUCAAAAACCGUAGUCAUAGUGUGGAGGAAAGCAUAUCCUCGACGGAAAAAAAUCAGGAGAUUGUGAAGCUAAAAAAGCAGAAAUCUGAAGAGGUACCACGAGAGACCGCAAUCCAAGACUGUGAUCUCCUGGGUAAGACCCACGACAGAAAGGAACGCUCCGGUUGCAGUAUUUUAACGGAUCUGAACGGAAGUACAAAUCUAAAAGUGGUGGAUAACAUGAAUAGAUCCAACAAACAGCGCAGUCCCAAGCAGCCGACGACCAUCGCUGCUCCCCUAAUCAUCAAUGAUAAUGCCUCGGAGAAGAUUGAUAAAGAUGAGAAAGAGUUGAGGCGAGCAUCGCAAGAGAUCAAUCGUAGCAAUCGGAGGAUCAUCAAGCAAACGUUCGCUUCCAACGUUUUGGAGAUUGGGGAACACGACUCGGUUGAUAGGGAAUCUAACGUGGACAAGACUAAUGAUCAUCAUGGUAGACAACAGGAUGCGUUGAGACACGUCAAUCCGGAAGAGGACGAUUGGGAAACCAUGUAUGAUGAUAAUGGGGAUUGUCUGAACCCGAAGCUAAUGGAAGAACUGACAUCGGCGGUGGGGAAGGUUUCGAUUGAGGUUCCACGCUCGGAUUAUAAGCUGUACCAAUCGAAGCAAGCGGCACUGAACGAGGAAGAAUUCCCCCAUGUGCUGGAGGUAUCCAACUUCCCGGUGGAGUUCAAAACACAGGAUCUCAUGAUGCUUUUUUCCCAGUACAAAGAGUCUGGUUUCGAUAUUAAGUGGGUAGAUGAUACCCACGCCCUAGCUGUGUUUAGUAGUUCCAAAAUCGCUGCCGAAGUUCUUGCCAAUGGCCACACAUUCGUUAAGCUGAAACCACUGGCCGAAGCCACGGUGGAAUCGCGUACCAAAGCCCGCAAAUGUUCCAGCUCGCUGCAACCGUAUCGUCCGCGGCCAGAAACCUGCGCUGCACUGGCUCGACGGCUCGUGACGACAGCGCUGGGUGUUCGACUGAAAACCGCCCCCGAGGAGCGCGAAAAUGAACGACGCGUUCUCCGGGAAGCCAAAGAACGCAAACUUCUCGCAGCGAAGCAACGGGAUGAAAUCUGGGAGAGCUAAAAAUAUAAUUAGUUUUUAUAUUUACAUCUGUUUUGAGUCGCUGCCAUAGUAUUGUGAAUGUUGUUAACCAAUAAUCUCUCCAGGUCUAUCCGGUUGCGGAUUAUAUUCUCUCAUCGGUGCCUUCCUGCGCAUGCGUGUGUUUGGAUUGCUUCCUAUCGCUUUGGAAAGGACAGCUUCAGUGAUCAAUGAUAUUUUUCUACGCAUUGCUAAGCUAGUUAUUGAAUGGGGGAGCGCCCAUAUAGGUGAAAUGCGACUGAGGUUCGGUUUAAGGUUAAGUUUUUAACCUGUUCAUCUUACUCCCCGUUUACCACACACAGAUGUACCUUAAGAAUGUAAACCAUAGCAACCAGGUACACUGGAGAGAAACGAGAAAAAAACAAUAAGAAUUAUAUAUUUAAAAACUAUUAUUGUAGACAGUAAUUGUAAGUGCGAACGAUGAGAAUGUUUAUUUACAGGUUUUUAUCAUAUGCAAUUUGUAUUGUGAGAAUAUAACAUGUAAUUUUUAUCAUGAAAAUAAACAGAAAUGAUUAGGAAAUUAUAAGAGACAUGCGUCUCUUACGGUUGAAA